Molecule: messenger RNA, 1266 nt
Organism: Exaiptasia diaphana
Lineage: Eukaryota; Metazoa; Cnidaria; Anthozoa; Actiniaria; Aiptasiidae
Exons: 2
Coding region: 1-1266 (421 amino acids)
Biological process (GO): DNA integration
Molecular function (GO): nucleic acid binding
Source: RefSeq, a predicted model, not a curated record
AUGACUGAGCACGUGAACAAUCUGUGUAAAUCAGCUAUGCACUCAAUCAGGAAUAGCCCAAUAUUAUCAUUGUACGACCCUAAUCUACCUACAAAAGUCACAGCAGACAGUUCUUCAUAUGGCCUUGGGGCUGUGCUAACUCAGCAGCAAUCUGAUGGUCACUGGUAUCCAGUAGUCUAUGCCUCUCGUACUCUCACAAAAGCUGAAAGAGGUUAUGCACAAAUUGAAAAGGAGGCACUAGCAAGUACAUGGGCAUGCAGUAGAUUCCAGAACUAUCUGAUCGGACUCAAAUUCACAUUAGAAACUGAUCAUAAGCCAUUGAUUCCACUCCUCGGAACAGGAAAAACACUUGAUGAACUAACACCUCGAUUACAAAGAAUGAAGAUGAGAUUAAUGCGCUUCAACUACAGUAUACUUUAUGUACCAGGAAAGCUACUAUACACUGCAGACACACUGUCUAGAUCACCGAUUGAUGAGCCUCAAGAGGAUGACUACACACUUUCAAACGAAGUUGAAAAAUUUGUGAUUUCGGUUAUUCAAUCAAUACCAGCUACCGACACAAGAUUGGAACAAAUACGCCAACACCAGCAAGAAGAUGAUGUAUGCCAGACAGUCAUCAAAUAUGUGAAAGAUGGUUGGCCAGAUCAAGAUAAGCUCAAAGGAAUUCUCAAAUUAUACUGGCCUCACAGAUCUACACUAACUGUCGAAGGUGGAAUGCUUCUCAACGGUAUCAGAAUUGUCAUACCACCAACUCUCCGCCAAGAUAUACUCAGCCACAUUCAUGAUGGUCACCAAGGGAUAACCAAAUGCAGACGAAGAGCAAUACAUUCGGUAUGGUGGCCAGGAAUAAGUAGUAACAUAAAGGAGCUUAUUGACAACUGUUCUGUAUGCAGUAAGAACAGGAAAAAUCAUCCGGAACCUCUAAUCCCAACAGCUAUGCCAGCACGACCAUGGCAAAAGGUCGCAGCUGAUCUAAUGGAAUUCAAGAAAGAACAAUAUUUAGUCGUGAUAGACUACUAUUCAAGAUAUAUUGAACUCGCUCGACUAGAYAGAAUCACAAGUAAGUGUGUAAUCAAACACAUGAAAUCAAUUUUUUCAAGACAUGGUGUACCUGAAAUCCUUAUAUCUGACAAUGGAACUAACUUUGUGUCAUCGGAAUUCGAAGCAUUUGCUCGUAACUAUGGGUUCAAGCAGGUUACGAGCAGUCUGAAGCACUCGUCAGGAAAUGGAGAGGUUGAGCGUGCUGUACGCACCGUAAAGGAAUAA